GCUCUCUCAUCCAUGGAGGAAUUCAGAAACCUGGAUCGAGAUAUUGAGGGGUCUGCGAAACGGUGGAAGAAAUUUGUUGAAUCUGAGUGUCCUGAAAAGGAGAAGUUCCCCCAGGAAUGGAAGAACAAGUCAGCUCUGCAGCGCCUGUGCAUCCUGAGAGCCAUCCGACCCGACCGCAUGACCUACGCUGUCAGAGAUUUUGUAGAAGAAAAGCUUGGCAGUAAAUAUGUGGGAGGGAGAUCCCUGGAUUUUGCAACAACCUUUGAGGAAUCAGGACCUGCAACCCCGAUGUUUUUUAUCCUGUCCCCAGGAGUCGACCCAUUGAAGGAUGUGGAGAAACAAGGGAAGAAACUCGGUUAUACGUUUAACAACAGGAAUUUCCACAACGUGUCCCUUGGCCAAGGGCAAGAAGUAGUUGCUGAGCAAGCUCUAGAUCUGGCUGCAAAGGAAGGUCACUGGGUCAUCCUUCAGAACAUUCACCUGGUGGCCAAGUGGCUGAGUUCUCUGGAGAAGAAGCUGGAGCAGCACAGUGAGGGCAGCCACCAGGAUUUCCGCGUCUUCAUCAGCGCAGAACCGGCUCCCUCCCGUGACGGCCACGUCAUUCCCCAGGGAAUCCUGGAGAACUCCAUCAAAAUCACCAAUGAGGCCCCAACCGGGAUGCACGCAAACCUGCACAAAGCCCUCGACAACUUCAACCAGGAUACGCUGGAGAUGUGCACCCGGGAGAGCGAGUUCAAGAGCAUCCUCUUUGCUCUCUGCUAUUUCCACGCCGUGGUGGCAGAAAGGCGCAAGUUUGGCCCCCAGGGCUGGAACCGUUCCUACCCCUUUAACACUGGAGACCUCACUAUCUCUGUCAACGUGCUCUAUAACUACCUGGAGGCCAGCUCAAAGGUCCCAUAUGAUGAUUUACGCUACCUCUUCGGUGAGAUUAUGUAUGGAGGUCACAUUACAGAUGACUGGGACAGGCGGCUUUGCAAAACCUAUUUGGAAGAAUUUAUUAAGCCAGAAAUGCUGGAGGGAGAACUCCUCCUUGCUCCAGGAUUCCCCCUCCCGGGGAACAUGGACUAUAAUGGCUAUCAUCAGUACAUCGACGACGCCUUGCCUCCGGAGUCUCCUUACCUGUAUGGCCUCCAUCCUAACGCUGAGAUCGGAUUCCUUACCCAGACCUCAGAGAAGCUCUUCCGCAUCGUGUUGGAGAUGCAGCCCCGGGACACCUGCACGGGUGAAGGCGGAGUGGUGACCAGGGAGGAAACGGUGAAAGCUCUUCUGGAAGAGAUGUUAGAGAAACUGAUGGAUGAGUUUAACAUUGCAGAACUGAUGGCAAAGGUGGAGGAAAGGACACCGUACGUUGUGGUUGCCUUCCAGGAAUGUGAGCGCAUGAACAUCCUGACCAGUGAAAUAAAGCGCUCUCUCAAGGAGCUGGAGCUGGGGCUGAAGGGAGAACUGACCAUGACAAGUGACAUGGAGAACUUGCAGAAUGCCCUCUUCUUGGACACGGUGCCUGAGUCCUGGAUAAAGAGGGCUUACCCUUCCACAGCCAGCCUGGGCACAUGGUUUGCUGACCUCCUGACUCGCAUCAAGGAGCUGGAGGCCUGGACAGGAGACUUUUCCUUACCGUCCUCAGUGUGGCUUGCUGGGUUCUUCAACCCCCAGUCUUUCCUGACAGCCAUCAUGCAGUCCACAGCCCGAAAGAACGAGUGGCCUUUGGACAAGGUGACCUUGCAGUGCGACGUGACAAAAAAGAACAGAGAAGAUUUUGCCAGUCCUCCUCGGGAAGGGGCGUAUGUCCAUGGUUUGUUCCUGGAGGGUGCGCGCUGGGAUGCACAGACUGGGAUAAUCACAGAUGCCAGGCUCAUGGAGCUAGCCCCAGCCAUGCCUGUCAUUUUCAUCAGA
This is a messenger RNA of Tauraco erythrolophus (red-crested turaco), 1893 nucleotides long. Lineage: Eukaryota; Metazoa; Chordata; Aves; Musophagiformes; Musophagidae. The record is from RefSeq and is a predicted model, not a curated record.